Prinia subflava (tawny-flanked prinia) is the source of this 3021-nucleotide messenger RNA. RefSeq names its product ornithine transcarbamylase (gene OTC). Gene Ontology annotation, cellular component: mitochondrion. Gene Ontology annotation, molecular function: amino acid binding; ornithine carbamoyltransferase activity. Lineage: Eukaryota; Metazoa; Chordata; Aves; Passeriformes; Cisticolidae. The coding region runs from base 1888 to 3021 and encodes 377 amino acids. The record is from RefSeq and is a predicted model, not a curated record. The transcript has 13 exons. Gene Ontology annotation, biological process: L-citrulline biosynthetic process.
UUAACCACCUCAUCUUUGCUGCAGAAGGCACAUAUUGUAAAAUAAUGAAUGUUCCCCCUUCCUUCUCCUUUCCUUAGCUUUUAUACCUGAGCUGGCAUCAUAUGAUAUAAAAUAUCUCUUUGGUUAAUUUGGGUCAGCUCUCCGAGCUGUGCCCCCUCCCAAGAUCUUGUCCACCCCCAACCUCCUGACAGGGGGUGGGAGGUCAGAGAGACAGCACUGAUGCUGUGCCAGUACUGCUCAGCAGUAUCCAAAAUCUUGGUGUGCUAUCACCACCUUUCUGGCUUCCAAUGCAGAGCCCAGCACCGUGAGGGCUUCUAUGGGAAAGUGAACUCCAGCUCAGACCUGGUACAAGGGGUGACCUGACAAAGAGGCAUUGGCACUGUCCCCUCCCUGGGAGGCUGCACGGUGAGACUGGAGGCCCUGGCACCUCAACCACAUCUGCUUUGUCUGCUGUCUUUUCUCCUGGGUGUCGCUGAUGACAUGGGCUGGGCUUGAAGGUCAUGGGAGGCAUUUGCCAAAGAACAACCAAGAGGAAAACCAUGGCCUGGCUUUCUUCUCUUUCUUCUCUUUCUUUUCUUUCUUCUCUUUCUUCUCUUUCUCCUCUUUCUUCCUUUUCUUAUCUUUCUUCUCUUUCUCCUCUUUCUUCCUUUUCUUAUCUUUCUUUUUCUCUUCUUUCUUCUUUCUUCUCUUCCACUCCCUUACUAUUAAUUUCUCUUGGAUUUUAGUUCUGUUUGACAUUUCCCCUGGAAACUGAUUUAUUUCCCAAGCAUCUCAGACUUGGUUCAGCAUGAGGGGUCCUGAACAAAUCCCACCAGGAGCUUUCACCCUGCAUGACUUUUUCACAGCUGUGUAUCUUUCCCAGGGAGUCAAACUUCUUCUCUGUAUGUUUUAAUUAUAAGUUCCUUGCAUUGUAAUUUCAACAUAUCACCCUCUCUGACAGAUAUGCCAUCAGCUUGAUUUACACUAGUGCAUCUGUCCUUACAGGGAGGAGGAAAUGAGAAAGUAAUGGUCAUAUUUCAAAACCACCUACAGUGCAGGUGGCAUAAAAUCUUAUCUGACAAUUAUAUCUGAAGGUAGAAACUUAAAUGAAACCACUUUAGUAUUUAGCAAUUGACCUAUUUCAGAUUAUACAGCAAGCAGUUUAGCCUAAGGAGGUAGGCAGGCUGCAGUAUUUCACUUUCUGGACCCCACACUGUUCAACACUACCACAGCAUAAUUGAAAACUUUGUCUGAAAAAGAAAGAAAAAAAAAAAGAAAAAAAAAAAAAAAAAAAAAAGAAAAGCAAACACUACCACAAAAAAUCCUCACCAAACCCCCCCAGGAAAAUGUCUAUUUCUUUAAUGCAGACUACUGCAUUGUUGUAAGGGCCCCAAAAGCAUGAAUAAGUCUUUAUUCCCUGCCCAUUUCCAUAUCCAUGGGCCCAGAACCCUCUUUUUGGCUCAGCUCAGGGCCCACAGUCCCUGCCUGGGCUGUGCUAAAGCCCCCAUGGCCACAGUCCCAUCCCUAGGGGGGCCAUGCUGCUCAUGUCAUCCUGCAAGUCUUCUUUUGCCUUUUUCUAUCAGCACAUGCUCCUGUACAAAUAUUUAACAUGAAAUAGCUACGAAAUAGUAUUGACACAGGUAUGAUAUGACAUGAUGAAGCAACACAGAAGAACACAAACUGCGAGUGGUGCAAUGGGCCCUGGGAGAAAUCUUUGUAUCUGUAGGGUUUGACCAAAGAAAAAAUUCAGGGUCAGCCUCAGGCUGGCCCAGCCCUGGCUGGAAAAACCAAAACCAGGACCGUGGUUCUUGGUUUUCCCUCAUUUGCACAGCUCACUCUCUGCUUCCUAAACCUUCCUCACUCAUAACUUUAUUUGUGGGUUAAGAGAAGUCUUCAUGAAAACAGAAGAUGCUGCUUAAUGGGAGGAAUUUCAUCAGCAUUGCAAAACUUGCAGGGACCAGCAAGCAGCUGCUGCGACAGUUUUGUACAGCCAAUUGGGAAAUUUCUGCAGUUAACAGAGGUGAUGGAAAAGCAAGUUUGGAAAACAAUUUCAGGUAUGGGACAUCAGCUCAAAUGAAUGUUCAUCUGAAAGGUCGGGACCUCCUUACUCUACAGAACUACACAGCUGAUGAACUGAAGUAUUUGCUGUGGAUGGCAUCAGAUUUGAAACAAAGGAUAAAGCACAAAGGAGAGUAUUUGCCUUUGAUGCAAGGCAAAUCUUUGGCCAUGAUUUUUGAGAAGAGAAGCACAAGAACAAGAUUAUCUGCAGAAACAGGAUUUGCACUCCUUGGAGGACAUCCUUCCUUCCUUACAACUCAAGAUAUACAUCUGGGCACUAAUGAGAGUCUCACAGAUACAACAAGGGUGCUGUCCAGCAUGACAAAUGCAAUCUUGGCUCGAGUUUAUGACCAUAAUGAUCUAGACCUAAUGGCAAAAGAAGCCACGAUCCCAAUAAUCAAUGGAUUGUCCGAUUUAUACCAUCCUCUUCAGAUUUUAGCUGAUUACCUAACUCUGCAGGAGCACUUUGGAGGGCUGAAGGGGCUCACCGUGGCCUGGAUCGGGGAUGGCAACAACGUCCUGCACUCCUUCAUGACGAGUGCUGCAAAGCUGGGAAUGCACCUGCGGAUCGCCACUCCCAGGGGCUUUGAACCAGACCUCAGGAUAACUAAAAUAACUGAACAGAACUCCAAAGAGUAUGGUACCAAGUUACUCCUCACAACAGACCCUUUGGAAGCAGCAGACAGUGCCAAUGUCUUAGUUACCGACACAUGGAUAAGCAUGGGACAAGAGGAGGAGAAGGAAGAAAGACUAAAGGCCUUCCAAGGUUAUCAGAUUACAAUGCAGACUGCAAAAUCUGCUGCUUCCAACUGGACUUUUUUACAUUGUUUACCCAGAAAACCUGAAGAAGUUGACAAUGAAGUGUUUUAUUCUCCACGGUCAUUGGUUUUCCAGGAGGCUGAAAACAGAAAAUGGACAAUUAUGGCUGUCAUGGUUUCCCUGCUGACAGAUUACUCACCACAGCUACGAAAAUUCACAUUUUGA